Molecule: messenger RNA, 3116 nt
Organism: Ceutorhynchus assimilis (cabbage seed weevil)
Lineage: Eukaryota; Metazoa; Arthropoda; Insecta; Coleoptera; Curculionidae
Source: the annotation of a GenBank genome assembly
AAAGCAAAGAAAAGGAAAACCAAAAACUGAACAAAUGGGAAUUCAAAAAUCGACAAUCGACCCAAACGUUAUCGAAUGUCAUUUCACAUCGAAACGAUUGCACUUGCAGUGAAAAAAAAAUAAACAGAACAGUGUGGAAGGGCAGUGAAUUUAGUGAUUUUUUCAAUUAUUGAGAGUGAGAGGAGGACAAUCAGAGGUUUGUCCACUUUUGUGGAUUUAUGCCAAUUUCUGGCCUCUCUUCUCCAUUUAAAAAUUGUCAGACAUUGAUGUUUUCGCCACCCCUAUCGCCUUUUAUUUUUUUUAAUUUCGUAUCAAACAAAUUCUAUGAACCCAUCGGAUACUUCUACCACGGACGACGCUUCAAGUAAUCCAGAGGCUUCGUCUAGUGCUGAAGAAAAAAUUGCUGCUGAAGACGAGAUGAAGAGGGCUGCAGCUAAAAAGCUCAUCGAGCGGUAUUUCUAUCAACUAACCGAAGGAUGUGGAAAUCCAAAUUGUGGCAAUAAGGAUUGUGCAUCCAGUGGAAAGUUGAAUCCUAUGAGCCCAAACGAUGCUGCAGGUCACGCCCUCAAACUGUUUUCUGAAGAUGCUAAACUAUGCGAGAGUCAUCCCAGCAAAAUUGCCAGAAUCAAUUUAUCAAGUAGUUGCCACGAAAAAUCUGAGCAAAAAAGUUGUGCAGAUUGCAAUAAUGUUACCCCAUCCAAUGAUAAUGUCGUUUCUCAGAGCAGUAAAGAUUCAGGCAAAAGUAAUCCAAGAUAUAAUAGUGCACCUGUUCCCACAUUUCUAACAGAACAAUCCCUUUACGAUAUUAUUGAUGAAUGCGAAACAAACGAUUGUUACUCUCCGCUCAUAAGGACACUAGGAGAAAUAUUUAGCAGCAUCGAAAAUUUGGCAAAGAGUUUUGCUCAAGAACCAUUUACUCCUCCUUCCACGUCGCCAAAUGUAGAGAAUCCAGAUAAAAUUUUGAACAAAGAAGAACUGAGACAUUUAGAAGGGGAAAAAGAUAAAGAUGAAGAUUCAAGUGCAGCAGAGUCUAGUAGUUCAGCAAUACAACCAGUUGAUCUGUCAUCAGUUAGAAGAGCAUACACAGCACUUUUUAAACUAAAAACCUCGAUUUUUGAAAACUCCUUGGUCAACGCCUUGGUCACUCUGGCUGGAAAUUUGCAAAUGGAAUUGCCAAUAAGAGGAGAGAAAGGCAAUUAUGACGAUAUUAUUAAUGUACUGCUAAUAGUCUUCGAAAUACCAGCCCUAGGCUCAGGAGAUUUUCUUGAAACUGCCCUCCCAGCAAUAUGUAGAGCAUCUCAAUGGUUGCCAAUCGAGGGCCAAGCCUCCCUAGCUAGAAUGUGGGCAGGCCCUGGAAGGACAGCCAUCCGUAAUAUAUUGGAAAAUUUGCAGCAGUUAGUUACGUUGAGGGUAAUUGUAACGCCGUUUCAUCACGAUUUCUUUAUUCAGGAUGAAAACGUCAUUACUUCCGCAACCAAAUUAAUGAAAAUUCUCUAUUAUGCAAAUAUGUUAGCCGGCGUCCUAGAAUCGCCAUCAUUAAGAAAUAUGGAUGACAUGUCUGAUUCUAUGGACGAAUCAUGUUGGUCAGUGAAACUAAGUAAAAGCGUCUCGCCACAGGAUCCUUUGGGACUGAUGCUGGGCGUUCACGUUCUAGACUGUCGGAAGCCUUUUUUACCUUACGUGGAAUUUUACAACGAGCCUUUAAGCGAUAUGGUAGAAAUGGAUAGGGAUUUUGCUAAUUUCAAAAGUGAAUUAGGUAUCUUUUCAGGAAGAUUCAGUUUUAUGAAUUACCCUUUUAUCCUGACUCCGGCCACUAAGACAAUGGGGUUAUAUUUUGACAAUCGGAUUAGAAUGUACUCGGAGAGAAGAAUUAGUAUACUUCAGGCAGUCACUGGUCAGCCAUCAAAUCCCUAUCUGAGAGUAAAAGUUAGAAGGGAGAAUAUCAUUGAUGAUGCACUUGUUGAGUUAGAAAUGAUAUCGAUGGAAAACCCAAACGACCUCAAAAAGCAGCUUGUAGUCGAGUUCGAAGGUGAACAAGGUAUAGAUGAGGGAGGAGUAUCAAAAGAAUUCUUUCAACUAGUCAUUGAAGAGAUUUUCAAUCCUGAUUAUGCGAUGUUCACUUUGGAAAGUGAGACACAGACUGUGUGGUUCAAUCCAACCAGUUUUGAAAGUACAGCGCAAUUUACCCUCAUAGGAAUUGUAUUGGGCCUAGCAAUAUACAAUAAUAUAAUUUUGGCUGUCAAUUUUCCAAUGGUAUUAUAUAGGAAACUUAUGGGAAAAAAAGGUUCUUUCGAAGAUUUGGUUGACUGGAAUCCAGUUCUCUAUAAUAGUUUGAAGCAGAUGCUAGAGUAUUCGCAACCAGAUUUGGAAGAAACGUUUAUGCAAACUUUUAGGAUAAGUUACCAAGAUGUGUUUGGCUCCAUUAUAAAUUACGAUCUUAAAGAUAAAGGAGAUAAAAUAGCUGUUACACAAGAAAAUAAAUAUGAGUUUGUGGACUUAUAUGCCGACUUUUUACUAAACAAGGCAGUUGAAAAGCAAUUUAAAGCGUUUUACAAGGGCUUUCAAAUGGUAGUAGACGAGUCUCCGCUAGAACAAUUAUUCCGUCCUGAAGAAAUUGAAUUACUAAUCUGUGGCAGCAAGAACUUUGACUUUGAUGAGCUUGAAAAUUCAACAGAAUACGACGGUGGCUAUACACACAAUUCUCAAGUUGUCAAAGAUUUUUGGUUAGUGGUUCACGCGUUUUCAAUAGAAGAUAAAAGGAAACUGUUGCAAUUCACAACCGGUUCGGAUCGAGUUCCUAUUGGCGGUUUAAGUAGAUUAAAAUUAGUGAUUGCAAAAAAUGGCCCGGAUUCGGACAGAUUACCCACAGCUCAUACUUGCUUCAAUGUGCUCUUGCUACCAGAAUACUCCUCGAAAGAGAAGUUAAAAGACAGAUUGGUGAAGGCCAUAAACUAUUCGAAAGGUUUUGGAAUGUUGUAAAAUAAUCAUUUGCUUGUGAUUUUUCUAGUUUAGCUUAAAUGAAUGUUACUUAUAACUGUUGUAAUAUUUUAUGUAUAAGGUGAACUCAUUUGAGUUGUAAACAUUUUAUGCGAAAUAAUGUAAUUUUUAUUAACGAA